GUCAGUUGUCUUUUGUCAUCCAAACCCAAUGUCCAAACCAAUGGUCCAAACCAUUUCCAAAUCAAACCACUCAAACCACACUUAUCAACUGUUAUCAACACUUAUUCAAUAUAUCAUACACAAUAUAUUAUUUUAAAAGUGUUGUGAUUUGUGAUUGUACUUAGUGUUGUGACAUCAUGGCUCCAUUGGCAUCACGAUCCGUUAUUUGGAGAUCCUUUACAAAAGUAUCAAAGGAACUUUCACAAUGCAAAAUUUGUUCAAAAAAAUUGAAAACGUCUGGAAAUACUUCUAACUUGAAGAAUCAUCUCAAACAAAAACAUACAAAUGUUUAUGAACAAUUGUUCUGUAAUGAAGAGGACGAAGCUCCGGCAAAGAAAAUAAAACAUUCCCGUACUGAAACAACAAAGGAAAGUAUUGCCACAGAUAUAAAUGACAGGCCCCUUUCUCCAUCAUCUACAAUAACGCUUCAAUCUGAAGGGAAUCUUUCAAGUAGUGGGGUGGUUGUUGAAGAGCAUUUGGCUUCUCUUGAAAUGAUUGAUUCUACUCCCAGUACUAGUGGUACUAGAUGCUCAAUAGAAACUAGUUUCAUACAGCCAACAAUUACAAAAGUAAUAAAAGAUGUUCGUUCAUUCUCUGAUGGCGGUUCUAAAAAUAUAAAAAUAACGCAAGCUGUUGUUGGUUUUGUAAUAAAUGAUAACAUGCCAUUUAACGUUGUGGAAGGCAAAGGAUUUGUUAAUUUAAUGAAAGAAUUGGCCCCUAUGUAUAGAGUUCCAACUAGAAAUACUAUAAAAGAUAGAGUCGAUAAACAGUUUGAGGUCAUGUCAGGGGCAUUCAAAACCAUGAUAAAGAAUAUAAACCAUUUUACUGUAACGACAGACAUAUGGACUGCAGAUAUGCAGGCCAAAAGUUUUAUUGGUGUUACUAUCCAUUUCAUUAAAGAUUUACUUAUGCUUUCAGCUACUUUAGGAGUUAGUGAACUGGAUGAAUCACAUACUGCAGGAUAUAUUUCAUCAAUAUUGGCUAGUUGUUUAAAUGAAUGGGACAUUGACAUGGAAAAAGUAGUUGCCAUUGUAACAGACAAUGGUGCAAAUAUGGUGAAAGCCGCGCAGGAUUUAGUGGGAAAACAAAAGCACGUACCAUGUUUUGCCCAUACAUUAAACUUGCUUUGUGAAAAUGCUGUAAAAAAUACAGCAAACUUGUUAGCCUUAAUUGAAAAAGUAAGAGCAAUUGUUAUAUGGUUUAAGCGAAGUGUGUAUGCUAGUGAUGAACUGAGGAAAGUGCAAAAAAGUAGGGGUAUCCUCGAAGGAAAUUGUUUAAAAUUAAUACUAGAUAUAAAAACAAGGUGGAAUUCCACUUAUUUCAUGAUAGAAAGGUUCUUGAAAUUAGCUCCACUACUAGGAACCAUAAUUUUGUCCAAUAUGAAUGCACCAAAUAUGGUAAAUGCCACAGAGCUUGAGGAAUUAAAGCAGAUCUGCCAACUUCUUCAUCCAUUGGAACAAACAACCAAAGAAAUGAGUGGACAAAAUUAUGUCACACUUAGUAAAAUAAUUCCCAUGAUAGGAUGUUUAACAUCACAGUAUAAUAAAACUAGUUGUGAUACAGAAAUAGCAAGAAACCUUAAAACUUCAAUCAUAAAGGAAUUUGAUAAAAGAUUUGGAUAUGUGGAGAAGUGUUUUUUAUUGGCAGCAUCAACAAUAUUAGAUCCUCGAUUUAAAAAUAUUCAUUUCCAAGAUCCACUUGCCCUCUCAACUAUUAUUAGGCAUUUGAAAAAUGAGAUAACCAAUGCACCAGAUCAGUCUUCUUCAUCUUCUGAUCUUUCUGAUAAAGGUGAAGAAGAGCAGGCGACUUUUGACUUGUGGGCCCAUCACAAAAAUAUUGCACAUACGAAAAAGAGCAGAAAAACUGAAGAAAAGUUUGACGAAUUAAAUCAAUAUUUAUCUGUGCCAGUCAGAAGUUUAAAAGAAGAUCCACAGGAAAUAUGGGAUGAAAUGAAAACAGUAUAUCCCAAUCUUUAUAAACUGGCGCAAAAAUACAUAAGUGUGGUAGCCACUUCAGUUCCCAGUGAACGGUUGUUCUCAAAAGCUGGAGCAACGAUGACGAAAAACCGGAAUCGGUUAACUGGGAAAAGACUAUCGAAACUUCUUUUCCUAGGAUCUCUUCCGGAAAAUUUUUCAUUUUAGUUUGUUAUGUUUAUAAUUUAAUUAAUAUUUUAAUAUUAUAAUAAUAGUAUAGUGCUGUGCUGGUGUUGACAGAUUGUCAGCAUCAGUUGAAUGGUUUUUAGUUUAGUUAAAUGUUUAUGUUAUUUGUUUUAUGUGUAUUGUUAUUAUGUGUUAUUUGUCUUUCACCUUUAAUAACAAAGUAAAUACUAACUAGGAGUUAUGACAUAACUAAUAAAUGUUUAUUUUCCAAAUAUAAGAAUCCUUUAGGCCCGUUUUUUGUUUUAA
Molecule: messenger RNA, 2444 nt
Organism: Sitophilus oryzae (rice weevil)
Lineage: Eukaryota; Metazoa; Arthropoda; Insecta; Coleoptera; Curculionidae
Product: zinc finger BED domain-containing protein 4-like
Exons: 3
Coding region: 177-2180 (667 amino acids)
Molecular function (GO): DNA binding; protein dimerization activity
Source: RefSeq, a predicted model, not a curated record